Molecule: messenger RNA, 820 nt
Organism: Hibiscus syriacus
Lineage: Eukaryota; Viridiplantae; Streptophyta; Magnoliopsida; Malvales; Malvaceae
Exons: 4
Coding region: 128-724 (198 amino acids)
Source: RefSeq, a predicted model, not a curated record
AAGCCUGUCAAAACCUGUUACAACUCGUUCAAAUUCUAACUUCUAAGAGAGAGAGAGAGAGAAAAAAAAUCCAAAAUUUGCCUUCCUUUUUAACAAGUUUAAUGCUGAGAAAUAAAGGGAAAAUAGGAUGUAUUCUGUACAGAUGAUAAGCCCCGUUUUGUGUUCCAUUCCCACUUUUAAUUUGAGGAGGAAGAAGAUUCUCAACUUCAAUACUUGUAGAAGAAGACGAAACUUCCAUGGCCAAGGAUCUAGAAUAUGUUGUGCCACUCAAGAAGGUGAAGAGUCCCCCGAAUCGCUGUUUAUGAAGGAGUUGAAGAGGAGAGGGAUGACGCCCGCUUCAUUGCUGGAGGAUGGCAAAAAAGCCAAUUAUGAAAUGAAAAUUGGGGAAGAAACCACGAGUUUCUCCACAACCAAUGCUGUCUCAACUGAUUAUGAAAAAAGCUUAUCUAAUCAAAGGCAGCGCUCCAUGGAUUUGAAUAGCGAAGGCCUUGAGGGGCUAGUUCCGCGGGCUAAACUGUUGCUAACCCUUGGAGGAACUUUCUUCCUUGGAUUUUGGCCUUUGAUCCUUUCAACGAUCAUAUUCUUCUCCGCUCUCUACCUUUAUUUCGGGUUGUCGUUCAUUCAUGAUGGAAGUAAAACACCUGUUUCGCCACCCCCAUACAUAGACCCUUAUGCACUUCUGGAAGAUGAAAGGAUUUCUGGAACAGCCUCUCCUUCAAAUUGAACAAGAACACAAUUCAAUCAAGUUUCUUAGGGUUACAAUUUACAGGUUUGUGUAGCAUAUUUCCUUCAAUUACUGUAAUUUUCUUUGUAAAAUCCU